UUUGACAUCUCUAGGGUAGCUGCAGAUGAAGUCAUGACUGAUGAGAUUUAUUCCCUGAGCUUUGGAGGUUGGAUUUCUAAGAGUCUGUUGCCGGUUGUGCUGUGUCAAAUGGAAAGCUAAUAAAUUCAAGUGAGGACAUAAAAGCGAUGCUCAGUGUUCCAUAAUCUUUUCAAACUGAUGGUCUUCAAUUGGAAAAGCCUUAACUGCAGCUUAAAGAACCCACAAGUAUAUGAUGGGAUACAAGGUUCUAAAUGGCUUCUAAGAAGUUGGGAUCCGACUCUCAUGGGCCUUUCAGUUAUCUUGAUGACGUCCCGUUUAAGAUAGGAGACAAAUUUAAAACCCCUGCGAAGGUUGGAUUACCCAUUGGUUUCUGCCUGCCUGAUUCUUCUCAGCUUGUCAGAGAAGCCCAGUAUGACUUCUCCCUGGAAAAGAAAACAAUCGAGUGGGCUGAAGACAUCAAAAAAAUUCAAGCUGCCCAGAGAGAAGCUGAACGCAAGGCAGAAGAAGCAAUAGCAAACUCAAAAGCAGCCCCAGAGGACAGCAACAGAAUGGGGUUCUCAGAGGGACCUUGCCCUGAGGCCAUGCCUCCUCCUAUCAACCCCAUCCUUGCUAGUCUGCAGCACAAUAACAUUCUUACUCCCACGCCAGCUGACAGCAGUGCUGUGAAGCAGAAAGUUCUUAGUCCACCUCGCCCCAAGGCAGACUUCAACCCAGCUGAUUUUGAAUGUGAAGAAGACCCAUUUGACAAACUGGAAUUAAAAACUAUCGAUGAUAAGGAGGAGUUAAAAAACAUUCUGGAAAUCCACGUGGGUACUACUGGGCCUGUUGUUGCCCAGCUGUUAGACAGCAGUUUGCCCAAGGGAGGGUCUGAGUCUGUGCUGCAAGAUCAGGAGGUUCUGGCAUCCAUAGAAAGGGCCACGUUGGACUUCAAGCCCCUUCACAAACCCAAUGGCUUUAUCACUUUGCCGCAGUUGGGAAACUGUGAAAAGAUGUCCUUGUCUUCCAAAGUGUCCCUGUCCCCCAUCACUUCAGUGAGCAAUAUCAAAUCCCUAUCCUUUCCUAAACUCGACUCCGAUGAGAGUGAUCAAAAAUCAUCAAAGCUCAUGAGCACUUUUCACAGCACUACCUGUCUCCGCAACGGCACUUUCCUCAGCUCUUUGCAGGCCUGUGCUCAGACUAAAGCUAGCGAACUGAACGGACACCAUGUGGUUGGUCUGUCUGCUUUAAACGAGGACAGUGGCAUGGAGACAUCGACGUUAUCCUCUUCGACCAGGCUGCCUUCCCUGGCUGUGUCAACUGUUUGUACGGAAGAAGAGUCGUCUCAAAGCACAGUGACCACGGUACACCCAGACAACAAGGAAACAGAAAUGCCUAUGGUAAUGCACCAAAAUUUCCCAGCGUCUCAAGUGCCCAAUAACACCGGCUGCGCAAAGCGGUCGGGUGGCCCUGCUCCUGAUGUACAGCAGGCCCUCUCUGCCGGCGAGAGGCAGUGCAUAGAGACCGUUGUCAACAUGGGGUACUCGCCUGAGAACGUCCUGAAAGCCAUGAAGAAGAAGGGAGGGAACAUAGACCAGGUUUUGGAUUACCUGUUUGCACAUGGACAGCUUUGUGAGAAGGGCUUUGAUCCACUUCUUGUUGAAGCAGCUUUGGAAAUGCAUCAGUGUUCAGAGGAGAAGAUCACAGAACUUCUCCAGCUAAUGAGUCAGUUUAAAGAAAUGGGCUUUGAACUAAAAGACAUUAAGGAGGUCUUAUUAUUACAUAACAAUGACCAACACAAUGCUUUGGAAGAUCUAAUGGCCCGUGCAGGAGCCAGCUGAAAACACAUUCCUGGGAUCUCAGCGUGCCACGGAGCAGGACUAGCCCCGCCACCUUCGCAUCCAAUGUGACUUGCUCUCGGCAGGAAGGAGUCCGGCUUUUCACACACAUGGGAGAGUGACUGAGCAAGCCUACCUGCGUGCAUCACUCCAGCAUUUCUCUUUCCACUGGGAGCCAACUUUCUUUCUUAAAUUAAAUUUUUUAAGUGUCCUUUCCUAAGUUUCCUUUUUUCCAGCUUGGCCACGGAGAGUUUAAACUGCCCAGCCGCUACUGGAAUUGUACAUAGGCAGAGACUGGUGUGGUUGCCCCCACUGUUGCACUGGAGUUGGACAGAAGAAUAUGAAGUUGGUUCUGAAACAUAGGAUGCUUUGGUUCUUUGAAGCUGCUUUCAUGGUGUCUGCUUGUACUGAAUUACUUGACUGUGUCACAGUCCAGAUUAACUGGUUAAAUUUGACCUUUAGUGCAAUGGAAUUUUAUUUUUUGGUUGAAAGUAAGCCUAUAACUUAGUAAAAACACUGGUUCAGAAACUGUCGCUAUGCAUAAAGAGAAGCUGUUCCUCUUGUGUUUUUUUUAACCCAUGCAUCCAACACUUCUGCCAGACACGAGCGUCCAAUGCUGAGCGGUGUAUAAGUUUGCUUGGAGCGAGUAAGCUGUGAACUCGACCUGGACCUGCAACUUCUGGUGGUUCUUGAACCCGAAGGCACAGAGCUGGGGCUCAGUAUUCUUAAUCCCCCAGGCUUAUAGGAUAUUUAAGAAAAAGUUCUGCUAGGAAAUCAACUAUCUUUUGUUUUAAAUAAUACUCAGUGUGAUGCAGGAGGUUUCUUUCAAGCACUUUCUUUAAAAACAAAUAUACUCACUGCAUUAGUUCCAUUUUCCACACUGCUGUAGAAUUACAUAAUAACAUCUAGUACUAGAAAUCAGGUUUUGGGUUGUUUUUGGUAGUACCGAGUAUUAUGUUGUACACUGUUCAAGUUCUAAAUACAUAAAAUAUCAUCAGUCUUGAGCAAUCUUUAAAGUAAUUUGCUAAAUAUUUUGAUUCUGCAGAAGAACAACUAAUAAAACCCUCAAAUGUAACUCCCAGUGUCAUGGUUCCCAUCUCUCAUGCUCUUUGGCUUCAGCAGAUGAAGAACUUGCUGGAUCCUGCAAGCCCAGGUGCUGCCUGCUCCUGUGGGCACGCACGAACAUGGUCUGCGUUGGGCGAACAUGGUCUGCGUUGGGCAGAGCUACCUGAGGUCUCCAGGCAGGUGGCUGCAGUGGUGGAAGCUAUUGCUUUUUUUCCUGUGGCUUUUUUUAAUUAAAAAAAAAAAAAACCAAACAAGCCUAGGGAUCGAAACUCAUGUUAGAGCAUGGAGCUGGGAGCAUUGGACUUUGGGAGGGGAAAACAGCUCGGCUCCUUGCCUUGGGUCAGAUUUUCAGUAGGAGGUUUUGUAGUUCAUCAGGACCCUGAAGGAGAUGGCAUCAGUCUCUGUUAUGCUAUUAACUUUGUACAGCCAAAGCAUCACCUCUGGGGCCACUGUUAACUCCGGGAAUUCUGUGAGGAGGACAACAAUGUUAAUUACAUACCUUUAUUUAAAACAAAAUGAUGUUGAGGGGAGAUGCACCUGUAAGUAUCUAAGAGAUCUGGAGAAGAAUGAUGAGCGGGACCAGGGCAGACUUCUUUGUGUUGUAUCCUGUAGCACCGAGCUUCACCAGCUUCUAGUGCUGGGGCUGAGAAAAACUUGUCCAAGGACAUUCACCAGCGGAUGGUCAGCAAUUAAUAUCAAGUUUGGGCUGCUUCUGGGGGCUCAGGUUAAUCAGGUGCCCAGCUUUCCUUCCCCAGUGAGAAAUGUGACAGUUUGAAACAAGGAAAUGGAGUUCUGAUCAGUCAGAAAAGCUGGAAAACAACAAUAAACCUGCUUUACUGUUACUGCUGUGCGUGUUUAGUUGUGUUGCUUGUCUCUGGUUUCUCAGAGUUAAUAUCCAAACAGGUUCCUGUCUGGUACUCGGCAGUCCUGAGCAGGCAAGAAGUCUUGCCGGUGAAGAAGCAAAACUACUUAGACCAAACCUCUGAAUAAAAUCAUCUCUUUGGUUAA
Cygnus atratus (black swan) is the source of this 3887-nucleotide messenger RNA. RefSeq names its product ubiquitin associated protein 1 (gene UBAP1). The record is from RefSeq and is a predicted model, not a curated record. Gene Ontology annotation, molecular function: ubiquitin binding; DNA binding. The coding region runs from base 252 to 1817 and encodes 521 amino acids. The transcript has 9 exons. Gene Ontology annotation, cellular component: ESCRT I complex. Gene Ontology annotation, biological process: ubiquitin-dependent protein catabolic process via the multivesicular body sorting pathway; regulation of DNA-templated transcription. Lineage: Eukaryota; Metazoa; Chordata; Aves; Anseriformes; Anatidae.